AUGAAAGAAAAUCUUAAAACUGACACAAGUGAUGUGAUUUUUAAAAGAGAAGCCACUCGUUCUUUAAAAUAAAUUUGCAGCUCUCAAAUCUUUUUUGAGAACAAAAGACCUUCAACCAAAUAAUCUCUUUAUUAAAAAACAAGUCAGAAUUAAAUAAGAGUAUCUCAUUUCUAAACUCAAAUUAUACAUAGAAAUAAUCUAUUUAUAUAAAAUGAUAAGAAUAAUACCAUUAUAUCUGGAAAUACUUAUAUUACUAAAGCUAUGGAGUACUCUUACUUAAGAAUUUGUUGCGAAAAUUUAAUAGCACCAUUUGGUUGUUAAGUUCAAUGUUCUAGUGAAUUCUAAUUAAUGAUUUCAUAAAUUCAUCCAUUCCCAACUAAUUAUAAUUGUGAGUAAAUGAUUAAUAAUAGAGGAUUUGUUGUUUCAGUAAUAAAAGGUGAAUUUAUUUAUAUUUCAGCCAUUACUAGAAAAGAUUCAGAACUUUAAUUCAAUCUCUUAUUUAAUAUACAAUUUGAAGAAAUUUAAAGAGUUAAAACUCUUUAAGAUACACCAUCAUCAAAUGAUUUCUUAUAAAUGUUUAAAUUAUCUCAUUCCAAAUCUUUUUAAUAAAUAAUCAAUACAAAUAAGGAAUAAGCAGCAAUUAAAAAAAAUAGAUAUUAAGAUGAAAUAUCAAGGUCAGAAAGAUUCUUAAAAGUAUUAUCAACUAGGAACUUUUAAAGAUAAUCUAAGACACAAGCUAAAAUUUAAAAGCAAUAUCAAAUAAAAGCUAAGAAACUCUCUAAUUAAGAAAAAAUCCUUACAAAAAUUAUAGAUGACAAGAAAAGACAAAAAAUCAUUUUUGAAUAAUAAUGGGCCAUCAUUAUUUAUCUUAUAAAUAUGAGUUCAAGAGUAUUUAAUUUAUUUUGUCAUAAAAAGUAAAUAAUGAAAAAGAAUAGAUUAGUAGCAUUUAGAAUUAAAUCAUUAUUAAAAUAAAUGAAAAAAACAAUCAUAUGUUCAAAAGGAGAUACAUUAGAUACACGAGUUUUAGUUGAUAGUUUUAUGUCAAUUAAGGCUAAAACCAAAACUAUUAGAAAUAACCUAAGAAUGCACUAAAUUUAAAUAUUAUUACCAAUUUUAUCAUAAAGAUCUAAAAUUUACAAACUAAAAAUGUAAAUGUUAAAAUUAGGAGACAAAUUUUAAAUUAUCAAAAAACAUAUCUCUUAAUUUGAAGAAAAUUAUACAAAAUAUAAAAGUGAUAUGAUAAUCAAAUGGGAUAAUCUGAAUGAAAAGAUUAAGGAUGAAGAAAUCAAAUGGAAAUAAGCUGCUUUGAGAAAUAAAGGAUUAGUGAUUUGGUUUUAAGUUUUGAAAGAUAAGGAUUUGGCUUAAUAAAUGAGAAAAUGUUUUAUAUUUGAAUUAAUGAGAGAUAGAAUAAGAUAGCAUAUAAAGGAUUAAUAAUAAGUUAAGAAAUAUAGAAUGGAUUUAAAAUAUUAUAAAUAGAAAUUGAGAGUUUGUAGAGAUUUUACAGAAGCUACUACUUUUCGAGGAGAAAUCUUUAGAUUAACAAAUGAUAUAUAUGCUAUGCAUAUGAAAAAUCAAUUAUUUAUGCAUGUUGAUGUUGAGAAAUAUUUUCAUAUGUUAGUAAGUAAAUAUACAAUUCUAAUUGAUGAAUCUGAAAAUUUACCUCGUGAUUUAUAAAUUUAAUAGAGAUAGAAAUAAAGACAAUCUAGACUUACACUAAGGAGAGUUACAAGAAAAUCUAAAAUUUGA
Messenger RNA from Paramecium pentaurelia, 1746 nucleotides. The record is from the annotation of a GenBank genome assembly. NCBI's taxonomy places the organism in Eukaryota, Ciliophora, Oligohymenophorea, Peniculida, Parameciidae.